UCAGCGGUGCCGGAACACGUGCAGCUUAUGAAAGGCAUACCAGGGUUUCACUGCGAAAUCCUGUCUUGUCAUGUUGCCCAGUCCCGUGUGACUGCAUUAGCUAAGUAUUACGUUCUCUCAUGACCAGUUCAGGAGAGUUAAAACAAUAGUAGGGAUACCACGUGUCGCCGGUCUGUCUCCAUAUUGUGCACUUUGCCGACAUACGAGCUGACUUUCCUUCUGCAUCGUAAAUAACGGAUGUAGUGUUAAUUUAUUAUUCUACAUCGUACAGGAGUGGAUGCGUCCGGCGGGCAAGGAUGUUCUAAUGCCCACAAACUGCAGAGACGUAGAGCAGAUGUGUUUCGACCUCCUCUCCGGCCCGCUGCUCGAAGACGAUGACAAGGACCUCCUGGAUUCCCUCUUGGGUGGAGACUUGCUUCCGCUUCUGGACGGAGAAAAUCUAGAACCCAGCGAGCCAAUGUGCAUCAGUCGAAAGCUCGAGAACGACACUUCCGCCGAUGAAGAAGUUGAUGUGGUGUCUGUGGACGAGGUCGUCACAAGCUCCCUGCCGGAGAAAAAGCACGAGCCACAGCGAGCGGGGCAUGUACCUAGGAGUAGACAGAAACCCGUUCGGCACCUGCCGCGCGCCAUACCGCCUGUGUCCGAACGCCACCAAGCCCAGAAGCCACGUCGCACGUCCAUUCUCAUACAGACUCCCGGACGAGGGCGCGUCGCCUGUCCUGCUGCCACAGCCCUCGAUCACGACUAUUGUGGCGGGUCAGAGUCUCGAACCGAUCUCAGGGUGCACAAAGGAAUGCCACGUCGGGACUCAUCCCGGUCGUCCUCGCGUAGUUCUUCAAGCAGUUCGUCCGAUGACUCGAUGCAGCGGAGGCCUCUCCCACCACGCAGGCAGCCCACGCCGAAGGAGGAGCGUAGAGUAGUGUACGUAGGAAACAUCCCGGAAGGCACGACACGUUUCGACCUGCGGCAGCGUUUCGGAAGGUUUGGUGCCAUAGAGGAAGUGAGCGUCCACUUUCGCGAUAGAGGGGACAACUAUGGCUUUGUGACUUUCGUGUCCAAGUCUGACGCUUACGAGGCGGUAGAACAUGGCAAUGAUGACGCUACACAACCACGCUACGACCUCUGCUUCGGAGGCAGACGACAGUUUUGUCGGUCAAAUUGGGCGGACUUAGACUCUCAAAACAACUAUGAAUCGACAGACCAAAGUAGACGUCACCGAGGUCCCGUAAAAAGGCAGAGAGACGGCAGCGACUUCGAUUCGCUCCUGCGGGCCGCCAAGUCAAAAUCGUGGGGCCGCAGGUAUUGAGGAUAGUGGAGCGUGCAUCCCUCUUCAAGAACGUCGGGGUGGGGGGAUGGCACAUCUUGUCGCAUCUGCUCAGGACUUAUUCUAAUGAAGGCUGUGUAACUUAUUCGGUGACAGUGGAUAUGGACUGUGGUGCUUUGCGAUUUUUUAGAGUAUGUUUCAAUUGUAUAUGUGUAUAUAUAUAUAUAUCUAGGUGCUGCUGCUUUGUUCUCUAAGCAUCUGUAUGCUGUGAAAGCGUGCAUGUCACAGUCAAACCUUGCCUGGUGCCAUAGGAUGAGCUUGAUGGUGAAGUUUGUAGGUGGCUUCAGGUUUUAGUCUAUAUAGUAUACAAGAAGAAUUUGAGCAUGUUGCUUCACUGCGGGGGUGGUGCUCUAGGCUCUGUACUGAAUCGUGUAGCAUAAUGAUUACCGCAAACGGCAGAAUGAUUGCAUCACAGCAGCUCUGUUCUUGUUUUGGCUCAGAUUCGGGUACCAGGAAUGAAUAGUGUGCUUCAAUUGAUGACGCAGGUGGUGCUGGUUUGUGUUUGCAUGAACCUAGAGUUGGAUAUAUUCUGUAUAGCUUUGGUGACUGACGUUGAUGAUACUAUUUUUUAAGAAAUUGUCCGCGAGCCAUAAUAAUGGGAGGCACUAACGUCAUGCGGCAGUUACGAUAAUCAGCAGCGCCGCAGUGGUCGGUCCGUGGGUUACUUUUGCUCAUGUGAGAACCUCCUCCUGGAGGGCACAAGUUGUAGGUGUUAAAUGACAUUAACGUUGUGGGUGGGUGGCCUCCGCAACAAACCUCAAAUAAUGGGUGCCGUGUGUGGAGUAUGUGCAUGGACUGUAGCAUUGCUGAUCACCGUACUUGUCUCUCGAUGUAGAGCCCCAAUUGUUAUUUUGUCCCAUAUGUGUGAUUUUGUUUUGUCCUUUCUCCAUAAGAUCCAUUGCACUUUAAGGGUGAAGCACUUUGUCAUAAUUGUAAGAGGCAAGUGCCUUGAACCAAGUCUCUGCAAAGGUGCCAGAUAUAAAGGCAUCAUGAUGGCUUGAAGAGUUCCCACCAUGGUGGCUUAUUCUGCAUUUGUGUGACACCAUCUUUUAGUUCCGGCAGUUAUCUGUGAAGUAAGAAGUAAUUUUAUGAAUGCAAAUUGUUCCCAACAUGAAUAAGAGCCAGAACGCAGACUACCUUGUGAUACGUGACGAAAGUGAUUAAGCCCCGAGACAAGGAAUACACAGACGAUCACAAUCACAAGUAUGCCCGUGAGAACGUGCUUGCGACCAUCGGAGUAUUCCUUGUCUCUGGGAUUUAAUCAUUUUAAUCGCGUUCCCGACAUUUACAGGCACAGUGGUUAGAGCUGGUGGUUUUCUGUGAGGCCUUGCUACAAAAAUGUUGUAGCCGGAAGGCUGUUUUAAAAUAGAGACUGAUCAAUCAC
This is a messenger RNA of Ornithodoros turicata, 2708 nucleotides long. Its product is annotated as peroxisome proliferator-activated receptor gamma coactivator-related protein 1-like. The record is from RefSeq and is a predicted model, not a curated record. Bases 278 to 1306 code for a protein of 342 amino acids. NCBI's taxonomy places the organism in Eukaryota, Metazoa, Arthropoda, Arachnida, Ixodida, Argasidae. The transcript is spliced from 7 exons. Gene Ontology annotation, biological process: positive regulation of transcription by RNA polymerase II. Gene Ontology annotation, cellular component: nucleus. Gene Ontology annotation, molecular function: transcription factor binding; RNA binding.